AUGACCGAGCUCAUUCGGGACACGGCUUUUGGCCAUCUGGUCCGCUUCGUCACCCGCGGGAAAUAUCUCAAGUUUGCCGAAGAGGCCGAUCCGACAGUCUGGACCAGAUACAUUGACGAGAAGAAGUCGGCAUAUCUCGCGCACCAUGGCAGCACCGACCCCCCCGAGGACCCCGACGACAUGCCACCCAUAGAGGGCAUCCGGACCAGGGAGGCACAAUACUCCCACUUCCCUCCUCCACGACUGGCCAGACUGGCUUCCAGCCGUUCGCAAAGAACGUCCAGUCAAGAACCAAUCAACGAAGUCAGCGGCGUCCCCGUCGACUCCGAGAAAGGCCGGGACAUUCAUCUUGUCACGUGGUACGGCGACGAUGACCCGGAGAAUCCAAGGAACUGGAGCCUCUUCAAGCGCGUCUUUGUCACUUUCGAAAUCUGCCUGUUGACCACCUCUGUCUACAUUGGCUCCUCCAUAUACUCCGCCGGCACCGACAACGUGGCGGAGAUUUUCGGCGUCUCCAAAGUCGCCGCAACCCUGGGCUUGACGCUCUUCGUGGCGGGCUACGGCACAGGACCUAUGAUCUUCGCUCCCAUGUCUGAAAUCCCCCAGAUCGGACGCAACCCCAUCUACCUCGCCACGCUCGCAGUCUUCGUUGCAUUCCAGGCUCCGACGGCCCUCUCAACCAACUUCGGCAUGCUUUGUGCCUUCCGAUUCUUGACUGGUUUCUUCGGUUCGCCCGUACUGGCUACCGGCGGAGCGACACUAGCCGACAUUUGGCGUCCCAGCAAGCGCGCCUACGCAAUGUCCAUCUGGGGCAUCGCUGCCGUCAGUGGCCCAACUCUCGGACCCCUGGUUGGAGGCUUCGCCGUUCAGUAUGGCUUCGUGGAGGGCGGCUUCACCGCCCCCUGGACCUGGCCGAUCUGGGAGCUCAUGUGGCUCAGCGGCUUCUGUCUCGUCUUUCUGUUCUUCUUCCUGCCGGAGACCAGCGCCAACAAUAUUCUUGUUCGCCGCACCAAGCGCUUGCGCAAGAUUACCGGCGAUGACAAGCUCAAAUGCGAAGCUGAAUUGAUGUCAGAAGAGAUGACGGGCUACGAUAUCGUCAUGAUGUCCUUGGUCAGGCCAUUCACACUGAACUUCUUGGAGCCGAUGGUUUUCAUGCUCAACCUCUACAUCGCCCUCAUCUAUGGCCUGCUCUACAUCUGGUUCGAGUCGUUCGUCGCCGUCUUCAUCGGCGUCUACCACUUCGGGCUGGGCCAAGAAGGCCUUGCCUUCCUCGGACUCUUCAUCGGCACCCUCCUCGUCAUUCCCCCCUUCUUCACCUACCUCAAGUACAAAGUGGAGCCGCAAUUCGACAAGAACGGGGAAAUCCAGCCGGAGAAGCGCCUCCCGCCCGCCUUUGUCGGCGGCUUUUGCAUCCCAAUCUGUCUCUUUUGGUUCGGCUGGACCGCGAUGCCUCAAAUCCAUUGGAUCGUGCCCAUCAUCGGCUCCGCCUGGUUCGGCAUCGGCGCCUUCCUUCUCUUCAACUCCGUCCUCAACUAUCUCCCUGACGCCUACCCGGAACACGCCGCGAGCGUGCUGGCGGGCAACGACCUAUUCCGCUCGAGUUUCGGCGCCGGCUUCCCGCUCUUCGCCUCGGCCAUGUACUCCAAUCUCGGCAUUGGGUGGGCGAGCAGCACGCUAGGCUUCAUUAGUCUUGCUUUCAUCCCGAUUCCGUUUGUCUUGUAUAAGGUGUGUUCCUCUUCAUCUCCCUUUGAUCGAGCUAUGCUGAUGUGCGGAUUUAGUAUGGCGCGACUCUGCGCAAGAAUCACAGCACGUUCGCGAGGAAGGACUUGUGAAGGAACAGUUCUGAGACAAGAGCUAGAAAGGAUAAAGAAAGAGUACAACCGGAUACACAAUAGAAGUGGUUGGAUGGACUUUGAAGCGGCGACGGGUUGA
Molecule: messenger RNA, 1932 nt
Organism: Neohortaea acidophila
Lineage: Eukaryota; Fungi; Ascomycota; Dothideomycetes; Mycosphaerellales; Teratosphaeriaceae
Product: major facilitator superfamily domain-containing protein
Exons: 3
Coding region: 1-1932 (643 amino acids)
Biological process (GO): xenobiotic detoxification by transmembrane export across the plasma membrane
Molecular function (GO): fluconazole transmembrane transporter activity
Source: RefSeq, a predicted model, not a curated record